Planococcus citri (citrus mealybug) is the source of this 4154-nucleotide messenger RNA. RefSeq lists its product as uncharacterized. The transcript has 24 exons. Gene Ontology annotation, biological process: proteolysis. NCBI's taxonomy places the organism in Eukaryota, Metazoa, Arthropoda, Insecta, Hemiptera, Pseudococcidae. The record is from RefSeq and is a predicted model, not a curated record. Gene Ontology annotation, molecular function: serine-type endopeptidase activity. The coding region runs from base 526 to 3999 and encodes 1157 amino acids.
AUAGUCCAGUCAUGCUACGUACGUAUGCACGUAUGUACAAGUAGUUUCUUCUUCCAUUUUCCCGCAUUUAAAUUGAAAAUAAUGUUGACAAAUUUACGUAAACUUAAUUUAAUUUAAAAAAAAAAAAAACAUUUUUUAAAGUAGUCUAUUUUUGUUCAUACAUCUAAAACGAGAGUCGUGAAAAUGAAUAGAUUAAUCGAACUUGUAAAUAUACGAGUAGUUUUCUUCACUGCAAGUCUUCAUUUGCUUUCAACCGAUGCUUUGGAAUUAUAAAUUGAUGGAAGAGAUAUUGGUGACUGCAAUAAAUUCGAAUUGCAAUGCGGAAAUGGUCAAUGUAUUCCUAAUUCUUUUCUUUGUGACGGAAUAUUGGAUUGUAAAGAUGAUUCGGACGAGACUCGCGAGCAGUGUUUGAAUAAAAAAUGUAAUGAACAGUUUUUUCAAUGCGACUAUGGGGCUUGUAUUCGUAAAGAAUAUCUAUGUGAUGGGUUUAAACAAUGCCACGACUGAUCUGAUGAAAAUGCGAAAAUGUGCAGCGCUGCUUUAAAUGGGACCAAGACGAAUCUUGCUUUGGAUGGGACAAAGACGAAACGAGCCGCUAAUGGCUCUUGUGCUGCACUUCCAGUCACAGCUGAUAAAACAGUCACCUACUCCUGCGGCAUCGGCAAUGGCACAAAUAACAAUUAUUCCAAUUCAUGUAACUCGACGAGUUUUGCUUCGACAGUAUGCAACCCAGGUUACUUGGAACCAGCAUAUGCUAAAUUGGAGUCCCAUUGCUACUAUGGAACAUGGGAGCCCAAUAUUCCUACAUGCUUAAGAAUGUGUGAAAAACUAAAUCCUAUAAAUGUCAAUCUCCAGUGUUACUACUACGCCAAAAACAUUCCGUGUGAUACGAAUAGAGCACGGUCAGCUGGUACCAUAAUUCGACCAACUUGCAUACCAUUGAAUACGUACAGAGAUUUUGUUCCUACUUAUCAGGAGAUCAUCUGCCAGGAUGAUGGAAAAUGGGAUAAUGAUCUUUUUUCAUGCGUUCCUGAAUGUGGACGGCCAUAUAUCAAUCAUACUGCCUCGAUUAGUGGGGGAGUUGCAGAACAAUUUGGCGAUUCUCCUUGGCACGUUGCAGUUUAUAAUGAAAAAAAAAUUCUUAUUUGUGGAGGAACAAUUAUACAUCCAUACAUGAUUAUAUCAGCUGCACAUUGCUUCUACGACCGAAUCAAUAAUAUAAAAUUAAAUUCCUCAAAUUAUGAAAUAGUUGUCAGCAAAUUUACUAGAGAGUAUUCUGUAAUUGAUAAUCACAAUCAAAAAGCUUUCAAAAUAAGAGAAAUACGAUUUUCCAGGGAAGGUUUUUUUGGUCCCGUCGACUAUUUUGCAAAAGAUAUUGUAAUCCUGAUUCUUCAAAAAGAACUCACCAUAAGCCCAACAGUAUUGCCAGCUUGUGUCAAUUGGGAAGGCUUAAGUGCAAAAAUAUACCCACCUGAAAAUACACCAGCCAAAGUCGCAGGAUGGGGACGGGAUGAGCAUGGACAGUAUAAUGAAAAACUAAAAACUGUCAACUUACCGUACAUCAGUCGAGAACGAUGUUUGAAAUGGAUUGAUAUAGAUUUCAAAAAGUUUGUAACAUUUGACAGAUUCUGUGCUGGUCCAGAAAAUGGUUCUAGCAUAGGUCCAGGAGACAGCGGAGGAGGUUUACUAAUUCGAGAAAAUAAUUUGUACUAUAUGCGUGGUGUUGUCAGCCUACACAGAGGGUCUGCAGUGGUACCCAUGACUGACUUGGCAGAACAUGUAGAUUGGAUUUUAACCGUUCAAGAUGAUGUUGAUCGUAGAAUUAUAGGCCUAAAAAGUAACUCGACCCUGCCAAUACAGCGGCCUGCAGUAGUCAACAAGAUGUGUGCUGUACCUGUCUCUACUCCAGAUAAAACAAUCAACUAUCAAUGCAAUGGAAAACAAUCAUCAUCAUGCAUUGUGAAUGGAUUUGUUCAAGAAUCAACUGUUGCUUCGGUUGUAUGCAAUCCAGGCUAUUCCACCACUGAUGAAACAUUCUUAGAAUCCGGUUGUGUGGACAAAAAAUGGAUACCACCAAUUACUACAUGCAUAAGAAAAUGUGAAAAGCUGACUCCAAUCAAUGUUGAUUUAGUAUGCUUUCGUAAGAAUACACAAAUCCCUUGUGAUCUAAAUUCACUACUUGCUGGUACAGUGAUUCGCCCAACAUGCAAGUUUUUGCAUACCUAUAGCAGUUUUAAGCCGGAUUAUAUAGAAAUAAGUUGCAAAAGCGAUGGAAAUUGGGAUAAACCACUUUUUUCGUGCGCUCCUCAAUGUGGACUACCAUAUUCUGAAGCGUCUGCAUUGAUCACGGGAGGACGAUUGGAACGUUUCGGAGAUUCACCCUGGCACGUGGCGAUUUAUAAUCAAGAUAAGUUGUUGAUUUGUGGAGGCACUAUUAUUGAUCCUCAAUUAAUUUUAUCAGCCGCUCACUGUUUUAGUGAAAGUGCUUUGAGUAAAGUGGAUGCUACCAAAUAUGAGAUAGCAGUGAGCAAAGUAAGCAGAAAUUAUACGAUAAAAGAUAAUCAAAACCAGAAGAUUCAUAAGAUCAAGGAGAUACGUUUCUCCAAUGAAAAAGGUUACACCGGUAUAAACAAUUAUUAUGGAGCUGAUAUAGCGAUUCUCAUUCUUCAACAGCCAGUCAUCAUCAGUCCUACAGUUUUACCUGUUUGUAUUGAUUGGGCAAAUUUAAAUAAAAGAAUUGCUCCUUUGGAAGACACACCGGGCAAAGUUGUAGGAUGGGGGCUCAAUGAACAUGGCGACUACAGUGACAAUCUAUUGACUGUUAAUCUACCAUACAUAAGUAACAGACGUUGCCAAAACACAGUUCCUGAUGAUUUUAAACCAUUCAUUACUCUGGAUAAAUUUUGUGCUGGUACUCACACUGGUCCCAGCGUUCUCAAAGGAGAUAGCGGUGGCGGUUAUUUAUUCCGGGAGAAUGGAUUAUAUUACAUCAGAGGGAUCGUAAGCGUGAAACAACCGUCACAAACUGCCAUUGCAGCAUUCACAGACUUAGCUGAUCAUAUUCAGUGGAUUCUACGAGUAGUAAAUGAAGUGAAACUGAACCUUAUUAAUAAAGAAACAACCCUGCAAACAAGAACAAACCAAACAGGCAGUGGAACACCCAAAACAAAAAAAUCAGAAACUAUUGCCCUUGCAAAUUGUGAAAAAUACUCAAAAUAUGCAACAGAUUGCGUCCAUGGGGUGACAUCAAAUAAAGGGGCAACAAACGCGUUACCAAAAGAAUUUCCGCACAAUGCGUACAUUGGAAUUGACGUUGGUGGAAAAGUGGAGUGGACAUACAGUGGCGUUUUGAUCAGCGAAAAAUUCGUUCUGAGUGUGGCUCAUUUAGCAAACACCUCGUACGGUGAAUCAAAGUGGGUAUUAUUGGGCGAACUGGACAUAUCGUCGAAAAAUGACGACGCCAAACCAACAGUUUUCAGUAUAGUAAAACAAUACCUUCAUCCGGACUUCAAACCAAAUUCGGUCCACAAUGACAUAGCACUUUUUCAGUUGAAUGCUUCUGUCGAUGUCGUAAUAAGCCCAUAUGUAAGACCAGCUUGUUUGUACACUUCCAAUUUUAACCCAGUAAAUAAGGAGGGCAAAGUUGUAGCUUUUGGGGUGCCAGUUCAAGGUGAACGAAAUAGUGAUCAAUUACUAAGAACAACGGUUGCAAUACUGAAUGAUAAACGCUGUCGAUCACAUUACAAACCCAGACCAAAUACUCAUAUAGAACGUGGAUAUGACCCAAAUACCAUGAUAUGCGUUGGGAAUUCAUCCCUGCAAGAUAAUCUAUGUGUGGGUAUCCCAGGAAGUCCAUUGCAGUUUCCUAUGAUAGAUCAGCCAUGUGUGGCAACAGUAUAUGGAAUCUCAGCUAUUAGCGAUCAAUUUUGCGAUGGUCCCGAUAUUUAUAUAAAAGUGCCGUAUUAUUUAGACUGGAUUCAGAGUAUUGUUUGGCCUUGAAAUAGGCUCUGGGAUCAUAAUGAAUAAUAAUAAUGAAUAUUAUACUCUGAAAAUGUGAUACAUGGGGCAAGGCUUACACAUAAAUAAUGAAAAGAGCAGAAAAAUAUUGUUUCAAACAUCUUGAAAUAAAAAACAUUAAAAUAUCAGACAUCUUU